CCGUGAGCACAGUAUCAUCGUCGUGCCGCUCAUUGCAAAAGCACGCGAUCGGCUGCGCUGCUGCAGUGCACACGCGCUGCCUGGAACCCGCCCCAGGGGUUUUCGUUGCGGAACAGAGCUGUGUGUUGUGUCGGCAAGAGGCUCUUUCAACGGUAUCCUCAGUGGGAACCGUGGCUAAGGCCUGACCAUGCCGGAAGCAGAGGUUGAAGAGAGUGAGGGGGACGACGAUGCAAAGAAAAAGAAGAAAGGCAAAAAGAAAGGCAGCAAAGGAAAAGGAAAGAAAGGUGGCAAGUCGAAGAAAGGAAGCAAGGGAAAGAAGGGCAGCAAGGGCAAAGGCAAGAAGGGAGGCAAGGGAAAGAAAGGUAGUAAAGGCAAAGGAAAGAAAGGGAAGAAAGACAAAAAAGGAAAGAAAGGAAGCAAGGGCAAAGGCAAAAAAGGCAGCAAGAAAGGGAAAAAAGGAGGAAAAGGCAAGAAAAGCGGCAAAAAGGGCAGCAAGAAAGGAAAAAAGGGAAAGAAGAAAGCUGAAGCUGAAGAAACUCCACCUCCAGCAGAAGAGAGUAAACCAGAACCAAAAGAUGGAGCCACGCAGCCACCUCCAGCAGCAUCACCAGCUCCUGCACCUCCUGCAGCUGCGUCACCUGCUCCUCCGGCAACAGCAGGGGCACCUCAACAAAAAUCCACAGCAGCAGCACCAGGUCCUCCGGCAGGUGCUCGGCCUAGGACUGCUGCUCCGCAAGCCAUGCAACCUAUGGCUCGAGGCAUACAAGGAUAUCCAAUGGGAUACCCAGCGUUGUCUAUGUAUCCACAAAGCAUGGGACAAGCCAUGGGGCAAACCGUAGGCUUCCAACCACAAAUGGUGGCGCCAUAUGGAACAAGCUCGAACAUCACUGACUACACCAGGGCAUAUGGAACAGAAGACACGUCAUCAGCCACAACUCUCGGGGCCAGGAGACCAGGCGUGGUAGUUGACGUCAAGUAUCGGCGCAGGCCCAGAUUUGAGACCCCUUCCUAUACAUCGCUUGAAACCAGUGCUGCACCGGAACAGUACUACAGACAAGGAACGUAUCCGUCGGGGGCGGGCUACUACAGCGACACUGAAAGUGCGACGACCUACUACGAUGUGACUUCGGCCGACGAAAGUAUUUCAGCCACAGUGAUUACUGAAAUCGGAGGAAGGCCGCCAGUUGUGUCAAGUGACUUCUUAUAUAGAGCGCCUGGCAUGAGCCAGAUGCAGCAGUUUGUUCAAAGCCUAGCGAACACACAGUAUCCCGACCUUCCUCCGGAGAUACAGAUCAACACGCAACCACCAGCAGAGCAGGUAUACCAGGAGCCUUCGAAACCAAUCAUUAUUCACCACCAGCAGCUUCCACAAACGCCACAGGAGCAACCUCGUCUCAUGCGAUCAGCAUCUCAAGACGUAGGCGCGUCAAAGUUAUCUCCGCGAAAGCGACUCAGAAAGCAUAAACGACACCGGCGAAGAUCAAGGCUAACGGCUGACGCAGAGUCCCCAAAACCCAUCAUAAUACAUACCCAAACACAGCCACCCUUUUCGCCACCGCGAGAUAUGUCACAAUUUAUGGUCAGCCCAAUGCAGCAAAUGCUGGCACAAGGAACCGAGACGCAGGCCAUGAUACAACAACGUUUGGCGGCUCAGCAAGGAGAACUGCAGAUGCUCAAAGCGAACCAACAAGCGCUUGAGAGAGAACUCCAGCGGCAGCAAUUUCUGGACCAAUCACAAUUUCGGCAGCAACAGACGCCGUAUCCUCAGCAGCCAAUGGCAACCCAGAUGCCGUAUGGAGCUCCAUUGUCGCCGUCUGAUGAACGGUACAAGCUGCAAGUACAAACCCGUAUGGCAGACAAGGACGAGCAACAACUACAGGCAACGCAGCAGCUUCAGGAACAACUCCCUCGGCCGCAGCAAUACACAUUUCAACCUCCACAACAAAGUCCGCCACAAUUAUUCCCGCAAGAGCAACCACAGCAAGUUCAACAGAGUCCCUCGCAACCCCGCCUUGUAGAACGAGAGAUAUUUGUUGUGGAACCGCCGCGAGAUGAAGACUCGCGUAUCCAGAUCCGACGUCGAAAACGUUCACCGAGGGCAGUAUCAGGCACCUCAAUAGAUUCACGAGAUUAUGGCCGGCCGCAAAAAGACGUUUUGCGCCAGUUGGAGUCAAACCAACUGCAACAACUUCUACAACAGCCCUUGUUGCAACAGUCGAGUGUGCAGCAGCAGCUCGACCAGCAACGGCUUCAACUUCAGUUGCAACAGCAGCAGCUUCAACAGCAACAAUUACUCCUUCAGAAGGCGCAGCUUCAACAACCACAAAUGCAGACUGGUGAUCUGAUGGGUUUGCAACAGCCACAAGAUCUCAUGUUACAACAAAAUCAGGCGCUAACGCCUCAGCAGCGGAUGGUUCUGCAGCAGUUGCAGUUACCACCAUCUGAACUUCAGUUGUUGCAACAGAACAUCGUGCUUUCAUCAUCGCACCGAUACCUCCUUGAGAAACACGUGGAUAAGCUGAUGCAGGUGCUUCCUCCUCCGCAGCGGCGACUACUGCAACUUCUUUUACCCGAUUACCAGCGUGGGAGCCAGCUGCCUUCAUACGUACCGCAUGAGCCGCCUCUGGUUCCACCACAAAGCCCUAUGGUCUUUCAAAAUGCAAUGCCAGAACCGCAGAAUCCUCUCGUCAUAACGGCAGACCAGGGAUUGGCAUCCACCGCCCGUGUUCAACGACGGCGUGGUAGUCGAGAAAAAGCACGCCGAAGGAGGAGUCGUGGUCGCGGGAGUGUAAGCCCAGUCGAUUACUCCCAAAGUGAAAGUCCCCCCAGCAAUCCGCGCAUAAGCCACCGAAGCAGUUCAAAUAGCGGGCACAGGCGGCGUUCAUCAAAGCCAGGGCUGGCAUCUCCGCCACCUCCGGUGGUCAUUCAUCACCAGCCAUCAGGAGUUCCUCCCGGACAAUCUCCACCGCCUCCCGUGGUAAUCCACCACCAGGCUCCGAAUGACGCCUUUAUGCAACCACCUGUAAUAAUACACACUCAAACACAGCUGCAGUCUCCUGAGUCACCUUUACCGUAUCAGUCCUCGAAACCUAUUUACCAUCAGACGCAGUCACCUGAACCAGAUUACAGAAUGAUGCAGCAACCGAGAAGGUUCCAGUCUAUGCCGUCUCCACCAUUCAUGUGUUCUCCCGCUCCCCCUUACAUGCCGAUGGAUUCGCCACCAAUGAUGAUGGCUGCGCGGCCAAAUUCAUUCAUGAUGCCCCGGAUGAUGCCGAACGUGAUGCAAAACAUGAUGAUGCCAAUGAUACCUCCGGCCUACUCUCAGGUCGCGUCUCCCAUGAUGCCGCCCAUAAUGUCCUCAUCAAUGAUGCAACCACCACUGCCGAGAACACAGCCUCAAGUCUCAACUUCUGAGAAGGUGUUCUAUCAAACAGAAAGGGGACGCCGCUACGAUAGAGGUGAUAAUGACCGAGGCCGAAGGUACAAGUCGAGGGACAGGCGGUCCAGAAGAUACGACGAAAUGUCAAGUUCUUCAUCGUCUACGGCGGAAUCUGCCAUAGGUUCACCGGCAUAUCAGCAGCCGCCACAGGACCCACUGCUCUCUCCAGUCCAGGGCGGAGGCGCAGGAAACGUGGGAUAUGGUAACGUCCAAGGUCAAUUCCUCGCGCAGACAGGAGACAGCCAGCAGGACUUGAGCUCCAUUGAGAGGGCCAUAAGGAAGCUUUACAUGCAUCGAUACCCCAGUGACAUGGCGAGACCAUCCUUAUUUCCGGAGAGGUCGUUGAUAUUGAUAUUGGGAACGAUAUUCAUCUUCGCGGCAAUGGUGGUUGUGCUGGCCAUCAUAGGGUCCUCGUUUCCAUCCCUUCUGAAACCAGAGUCCCAUUCGCUCACAACAGCCGGUCCUUGGCGAAAUAUAACGAAGACAUAAGAGAGAGAAAUGAGUUGCUUUGCGUAAACGUGAUGAUUAUCAUCUAUUAAAGUCUCGUGCAUCA
Ornithodoros turicata is the source of this 3992-nucleotide messenger RNA. RefSeq names its product proline-rich protein 36-like. Lineage: Eukaryota; Metazoa; Arthropoda; Arachnida; Ixodida; Argasidae. Bases 188 to 3928 code for a protein of 1246 amino acids. The transcript has 4 exons. The record is from RefSeq and is a predicted model, not a curated record.